AUGCGGUUGUCGCUGGCGCGUUUCUCGCCGGCCCGCGUGCCGCGGGGCGUGGCGAGGGCGGCGCUGGGGGCGGCGUGGGUGGCGGGAUGGGCGGGGCUGUGCGCGUGGGUGGUGUGGUUUGCGCACUCGCAGGCCGCCAAUCCGCGGCAGGAGGCGAUGCGAGCGUGGUGUCGCACGCGCGUGCGAUACCUCCAGCAGGACAUGCUAUCGUCCGUCGCCCGCGCGCAGGAGGCAGUGGGCCUGGUGAAGGAGUGGGCGCACUUUGGGCCGCGCAGCAGCAGCAACCUGAGCUACUGGGGGCUGGCGGGGUGCGUGAACAACAACUCCAUCAUGGCGUACACCUUACAUGCUGACCGCAUCGCCAACUACAGCAGCGGCACCGUCAUCAUGAUCCUCUCCGAUCAAGACAGGCCAUUAGUUGAGAAAAUCGCAGGGUUUUCGAUUCACUCAGUGCUGGGCCUGCCCGCCCCAAGGAAGGAUCUGUACGGAGUGAACGUGUACGGCAGCAUCAACCCCGACUUUCCCCUGCAGCCCUUCACUGACUUCGCACCGAUCGUCCCUCCGGUCCUCCUUGACAGCCUGUUUAAAGGACGGACUAUUGCAGGGCCUCCUCUCUCCACUGGAUAUGUGAUGAGUGGUCCGUGCUCUCUCUCUCAACCGAGGGAAUUGUACGCCGGCUAUAUGGAAAUCACUUUCGAGAAUUCUCAUAUGUGA
Closterium sp. Yama58-4 is the source of this 714-nucleotide messenger RNA. The record is from the annotation of a GenBank genome assembly. Lineage: Eukaryota; Viridiplantae; Streptophyta; Zygnematophyceae; Desmidiales; Closteriaceae.